AUGACGCCAACCUCAUUCGCCGGGGUUAUCGUCGCGGCUAGCGGCAACAUACCGGGUCAGACACAUGACUCCAUCCAACGCAUGGUCGAGGAAUGUGGUGCGAGGUUCGAAAAACUCAAAGUGAGCGACUGCACACAUCUCAUCACCACCAAGAGAAGUGUGCAAAAUGCAACCAGGAAAGUUGAUGCGGCCCACAAGGUUGUACACUGCAAUGUCGUCGGCAUAGAAUGGCUGGUCGAUUCCGUGCAGAACAAAAAACCGGUCAGCACGGAUGGCUACCUCCUCAAGCCGACGCCAGACAAUGUUCCAGGGGGCUCACAGCUCACCCAAAGCUCUCCGGAUAAACCCAAGAGCAACAAGCAUAAGCUUGCGGCGGACACCCACACGAUUGAAGAGCCACCCAAAGUGCAGAGAAACAAUCUGCACGUCCAUCGGGAACAAUUGGUGUUCCUCGUGGAUGAUCAUUUUCAAACUCGUGGAGAAGAAGUCGCCGUUUGGAUGGAUGAGCAUGGUGUACGCUGGGAUGCGUUGCUAAUCAGCAAUCUGAUCAAGCGUCCAUCAUCUCAGUUGAACGCGUACACACCGGAAUACAGCGUUCUGAUCCACCGUCUCCAAAUCUUGUACAUUUUCAAGACCGACAGGUAUUACACGUGGUUCAGGCUAGUGGAUGACAAGACCGAGGAGGGAGAACUGUACGGCAACGGCGAUCUCAUGUCAGCAGUCGUCGAAUUCAAGAGGCUGUUCAAGAGAAAGGCCUCGCUGGGUUGGGAGGACCGCUACUUGUUACCUCAAACUCUGCCAUGGCACUUUCCAGAUGAAACCCGGUGCCUCUUUAUUCAACCCCCAACCGAGGAUGAACAGCAGACCAUUGCCCAAGGACACGAGAAAUCAAAGGACAUGAUCAAGAUCCCUGAUGCAAUCAUGGGUUUAAUAAAGCUACUUUUCGGCCACACUAACAAAAUGCAAACUCAGUAUCUCUUCAACGAGAUAGCUAACUGCCGUAUCAAGGCGAUCGGUAAUAUUCAGCUCGGGGAAGAUGCCUUGCGAACCGCAAUUGCCCUUCUGGAUAAGCUCGGCCAUGCCUUGACUGACCAUGCCUUGACUGACCAUGCCUUGACUGACCAUGAGAAAAGAAAGGCUCUACGAAGCUCGCUCAGUCCACAUUCCACGCUUGGUCGGGCUAAGUAUCUGAAGCAAUGUUAUUUCGGCUUGCUGGGGAUCGUCAACCGCUCAAUCACAGAAUCACUAGCUACAGACCAAGACUGGCUUAAGCGGGAGCGUGAGGACGUCCAUCUUCUGCUGAAGUUGCGCAUCGCAAUAGAAAGAGCCCAUCUUCUUUACAACAACCCCCUCGCCCCACUGUCGCAACAGGCAUUUCAAACUCUAGAACUGGCCGAAAUUAAGAAAGUUCGGAAGGGCACCAAAGAGUACAAGGGCCUGUAUGACUAUCUUCAAUCGUCAGUCGGGUCACUUCAUACGGUUCAGUACAAGGAGGUCAUCAACAUUUUUCGGAUCGAACGUCGCGGGGAAUCUGAGCGCUACCACAAAUGGAGAGCAGCAAACGGCGACAAAAUCGGUCAACGAUAUUUGCUUUGGCAUGGCUCCGCAUGUGAAAAGUUCAUCGGUAUCCUGAGCCAAGGAUUGAGAGCCAAUCUCUUCGAGAAGAGCGCCGGUGGAAUGUUUGGCGCCGGCAUUUAUUUCGCUGAUAUGUCGGGCAAGGCUGCCCGAUACUGCCGUGGCCCGGCCAACAUGGCACUCAUGCUUCUUUGCGAAGUUGAGAUCGGCCACGAUCCACUGAUCCUCGAAGACUGUGACCGCAAUGCCGCAUCUACCCUGCACAAGGAGGGAAAAAUCGCUGUCAUGGCUCACGGUCGCUCAAACCACAUAGGAUGGAAUAACGCGAAAAAGCUUCAUCGGCGCCUAGACGGUGUCUGGAUGCCCGAUGUCGCGCUACCAAGGGAGCAUCGGGCGUCAAAGACUCUGGCAUACAAUGAGUACGUGGUCUACAACCCGGCUCAGGUCCAGCAGCGAUACCUUUUCCAUCUGAAGACCGGUUGA
This is a messenger RNA of Penicillium subrubescens, 2058 nucleotides long. RefSeq lists its product as uncharacterized. The record is from RefSeq and is a predicted model, not a curated record. Gene Ontology annotation, molecular function: NAD+ poly-ADP-ribosyltransferase activity. The transcript has 6 exons. NCBI's taxonomy places the organism in Eukaryota, Fungi, Ascomycota, Eurotiomycetes, Eurotiales, Aspergillaceae. Bases 1 to 2058 code for a protein of 685 amino acids.